GACUGAGUGAAAUGGGGCAGGCUCAGUCGACAGGGGUGCUAGGCUCUGGGCUGAAAAAUGUUGGCCUGUUGUUACAGAGUCGGUGCGUUUGGUUCGGAGGAGUGGAUUGAUUGAUGGAUGGGUGUUUGGAGAAGCGCUGGACUGACCUUACUUUCUAUACCUACGAACUACAGACGUGCAUACAUACACACGGAGGAUUCUGCAAGAUCGGAUCAGAUACUUUUUUCUUCUCCUCUCUCGUCUUAUAGUUAUCUUUUUUUCUUCUUCUACGAGCAGACGUAUGUGUGUGUCUUUCGUCUGAAUAGUUUGAGAGAAGCAAGGAUCUGCAAUUACGAAUUUACGAGAAUACGAAAGGUUGAGGAAGGGAAGAGUGUCUGUUGUGUCGACGAUUGUUUGAGUUGGGUUACGGAGUCUUGUACGCUGCGCCGUGGGUGACUUGACUUGAGUUAUUUGAGGUCUUCGGAUUGUGAAGUUUGGGAUUGCUGUAUUGUGGACGAAAGGAAACGGAAACGGAAAGAUCAGAUAAAAUGGCGGAUCCGAGAAAUGUUGAGUAUGAAGAGGAAGAGACCCCAAUCGAGACACAAAUUCGAUCCGCGAUCUCCACCAACUCAGUAGGCACUCUGAAUGUUGCACUCGAGAGGUUUUCUACUCCAGAAGAGGGUGCUGAAUACCUCAACACCCAUGCAUUGGAUAGAGAUGGAAAUGUAGCAUAUCACUUUGCUGCUAGGAAAGGAAAAGCUCAAAUUGUCAACGAACUCCUCGAUUUAGAAGGAUUCGAAUGCGACCCCCUAAACCGCAACGGCGAAACACCGUUACAUUCUGCCGUCCGCUGGGUAAACGACACCAGAGACAACUGGUCUGCGGGUCUUGAGCUGGUCGAGAUGAUGCUCGAAGCCGGUAGUGAUAAUCGAAUUCGCAAUAAGCAAGGCAAAACCGCUGCUGACUUGGUCGAAGCACACCGAGACUUGAAACAGUUACUAAAAGAUCACGAAUAUGAGGAGUAUGACGAAAAUGGUGAGCCAGUAGUGAAGGCACCUGAGCCUGAGAAGAUCGAAUCGGGAUAUCUGGAUAUCGAUGAGGCACAAAAUGAGGAGGAUGAUGAUGCUGGAAGUGCAUACAGUGGGAGUGACAGUGAAGAGGAAGCUGAGUGGAACAGACUUCGACAAGAGAAAGAAAGAAAAGCGAAUUAGAAUAGAUGUUUCUAUAUGUCUCAUCUUUUUGCCCGUAUAUUUCAAAGUUGGUUGAUUGGAUUCUAGACUUGAGAAGUAGAACUGUGGAUAUGGCAUGGUGGCAUAAGGCCUAGAAGAUGACAGAGGGGAUACUAGUGUAUUGUGCGAUGCGAGGUGAACAGAUGAUGUUGAGAAUUAUAUAACUUUGUGUUUUCAUGGAUUGAAACUUUGUAGUUUUAGAAGCAUAGAAUUGCGGAGUUGCAUUAUGUCACUCGGCUAUCCAUAUCGACAGGUAUGAAAGGCUUUGUUUUAUCUAGGCUUGAUAUUUUACCUUGUUCUUUUUAGUUUGA
Botrytis cinerea B05.10 is the source of this 1519-nucleotide messenger RNA. RefSeq lists its product as hypothetical. The transcript has 3 exons. The record is from RefSeq and is a predicted model, not a curated record. Bases 528 to 1190 code for a protein of 220 amino acids. Gene Ontology annotation, cellular component: ciliary inversin compartment. Gene Ontology annotation, biological process: protein localization to ciliary inversin compartment. Gene Ontology annotation, molecular function: protein binding. Lineage: Eukaryota; Fungi; Ascomycota; Leotiomycetes; Helotiales; Sclerotiniaceae.